Molecule: messenger RNA, 878 nt
Organism: Malus domestica (apple)
Lineage: Eukaryota; Viridiplantae; Streptophyta; Magnoliopsida; Rosales; Rosaceae
Source: RefSeq, a predicted model, not a curated record
CUCACUCCUCCCUCCCUCCCCCAACUCUGCAGCGUUCCUCUUCCGCCAUGCCAAGAACCCACAUCCCCGUUAUGAACGUCGGAACUUCUCCACCAAUCUCAGCUGGCAGCACUAUGGAGGAGGGUGGUCGGUACAAAUCUCCACCGGCAGCACACAAAUGUAUAUUCCAUCUCCUCAACAGCUUAGGAGUUCUCCUCCAGGUGAAGCAUGCGACCGGAAAUUUACCAUCUCCAUUUGUCACAGACCACAACACUGUUGUGAUGUUGAUUGCUGAUUUACUCACUUACGCGGGUACAUUGCAGACUGCCAACAUUCUACAAGCUUCCAACAAUACAAAUAUAUACGAACUGAUGAACAACACCAGCCUCUUGUGUGGAACUCUUGCGUUGGUUCUACUGGUGCUCCUCCUCGUUCCAGCUUUCGGGUGGUUUACUCUUGCAUGUUGGGCCUUAUAUUUUUUGAUAAUUGGGACCAAGUCCUACCAAACGCUAAGAACACUGUGUGCUGACGCUGUUCCUUAUGUCCGUGACAAAAUGAAGGAGCUGAUGAGGAGGUUGAACGGUAGCGAAGAACCCCAGAACGAGGGAGUUUGAAUACUCCCACUGAUCAAGAUUUCUGCCCCUGUUUCUCUUCACUUUUGGGGUUUACGACUCAUUCGCUUUGAACUCGUUGAAAUUAUUGGCUUGUGUGUGCUUCUGUUAUGAAUUGCGUUUGGGUGCUUUGGGUUUUGUUUGUAUUGCAUAUUGGUUGUUGGGCAGUGGUUUGAAUUGGAGUUGGAAUUCGUUCUGGAACGUACGAAGGUUAUAUUUUUGUCGGUGGCUUUUGGGUUUUUGAGUAAGGCUGUGUUUGUUAUGGAUUUGGGAUUCUAAUUUUGCAGU